CUCCGAUGUCACCCCUAGGCGGAGGCGUCAGUAGACGGGCAGCAGCGGCACCCCUCCCGGCCUCGAGCUCCGUCACCGUGCGCUGCGCUACAGGGAAACGAUCGCCAUAGUGAACCGCACGCGAAGCACCUACGGACCCGUUAAACUGAGGAUAUCAGCGCAAGUUUGGCCGAUUUAAGUGGGGUGAGGCUGUGUGUUUUUCGUCGGAAAGGCGACUUGUGUUUGUGUGUGUUGGCGGAGAGUGGAAAAGACGGCAUCCGGCCUCCGAGAAGCAGGCGAGGGCAGGGACUCGCGACCGAACAACGUUUACCGUCUCUGGCCCCCCCUGCCUCAGAGGCCCAUGGAGAGGAUGAAGAGGUUUAAGAGACGUUUGUCGCUCACCCUGCGUGGUAGCCAGACGAUCGACGAGUCUCUCUCGGAGCUGGCGGAACAGAUGACCAUUGAGGAGAACAGCAGCAAGGACAGCGAGCCGAUUGUAAGGAAUGGCCGGCCGCCGUCGUCCCACAGCAUGCACUCGUUUUUGCACCAGUACACAGGCUCCUUUAAGAAGCCUCCUUUGCGGCGACCGCACAGUGUCAUCGGCGGCAGCCUGGGCUCCUUCAUGGCCAUGCCUCGAAACGGCAGCCGUCUCGACAUUGUUCAUGAGAAUCUGAAGAUGGGUUCGGAUGGAGAGAGUGAUCAGGCCUCAGGAACGUCUUCAGAUGAAGUGCAGUCUCCCACCGGAGUGUGUCUGCGCACCCGAAGCCACCGCCGCAUUUCCAUGGAGGAUCUGAACAAACGCUUGUCUUUGCCUGCUGAUAUCCGGAUUCCUGACGGCUACCUGGAAAAGCUACAGCUGAGCAGUCCACCGUUUGAUCAACCCCUCAGCCGACGCUCACGCAGAGCCUCACUGUCUGAAAUCGGCUUUGGGAAACUGGAGACUUAUAUCAAACUGGACAAGUUGGGAGAGGGCACGUAUGCCACCGUUUUCAAGGGGCGAAGCAAACUGACGGACAACCUGGUGGCUCUGAAGGAGAUCCGGCUGGAGCACGAGGAGGGAGCGCCGUGCACCGCUAUCAGAGAAGUGUCAUUACUGAAGGACUUAAAGCACGCCAACAUCGUCACGCUUCAUGACAUCGUCCACACAGACAAAUCACUCACGCUGGUGUUCGAGUACCUGGAUAAAGAUCUGAAGCAGUACAUGGAUGACUGUGGAAACAUCAUGAGCAUGCACAACGUCAAGAUUUUCCUCUUCCAGAUCCUGCGAGGUCUAGCGUACUGUCACAGACGAAAGGUUCUGCACAGAGACCUCAAACCACAGAACCUGCUCAUCAACGAGAGAGGAGAACUCAAACUGGCCGACUUCGGUCUGGCACGAGCCAAGUCUGUUCCCACAAAGACGUACUCUAAUGAAGUGGUGACCUUAUGGUACAGACCUCCUGAUGUGCUGCUGGGCUCCUCUGAGUACUCCACGCAGAUCGACAUGUGGGGUGUUGGAUGUAUAUUUUAUGAAAUGGCUGCAGGUCGGCCGCUUUUCCCAGGAUCCACUGUUGAAGAUGAGCUGCAUCUAAUCUUCAGAUUACUGGGCACACCCACAGAAGACAACUGGCCCGGCAUCUCAUCCAUCGAGGAGUUCAAAUCCUACAACUUCCCCAAAUACAAGCCGCAGCCCUUCAUCAAUCACGCACCCAGGUUGGACACUGAAGGGAUCGAGCUCUUAUUGUCUUUUCUAAGGUAUGAGUCCAAGAAGAGGAUUUCUGCAGACGAAUCCAUGAAACACUCCUACUUCAAGAGUCUGGGCAUGAGGAUUCACACACUGCCAGAAAGCAUAUCUAUAUUCACACUGAAGGAGGUGCAGCUCCAGCGAGAUCCUGGUUACAGGAACUCCUCGUACCCAGAGACAGGAAACAGCAAGAACAGACGGCAGAGCAUGCUGUUUUAA
Danio rerio (zebrafish) is the source of this 1921-nucleotide messenger RNA. RefSeq names its product cyclin dependent kinase 17 (gene cdk17). Gene Ontology annotation, molecular function: transferase activity; protein kinase activity; protein serine/threonine kinase activity. Gene Ontology annotation, biological process: regulation of cell cycle. The record is from RefSeq and is marked validated. NCBI's taxonomy places the organism in Eukaryota, Metazoa, Chordata, Actinopteri, Cypriniformes, Danionidae.